AUGAAAGAACGUCGUUUCACACAAUCGCACGUUACCGGAUCAAAAUAUAUGUAUUUUGGCGGACAAUAUGCAUUCGAAACAUCUUUACUAAAAGAUUAUCUUAUUUUGUUUGCUAUUGGUGCUGUAACUAUCUAUGCUUUUGUUGAUGUUUACAACUUCAAGCACCGCUUAAUUGUCAAUGAUGAUCAAAAGUUGGAUAGAAAUUUAUUCAUUCGAAGCAAAAUUAUUGAUACAUUUUUUUAUCGAUAUCAACGUAUUGUUCAUACGAUUGAAACACCAGAAUACGAACAUUUUAUGAUAGGAUGUGAUCGAAGUCCUCUAAGUGGCCAGGAAUAUUGUGCCCAUCAUAUACAUACAAGUCAUUCACAACAAACAAAUCUGGCCGAAGAAGAUGAUGACGAUUAUAUAUUACUUCGUAAUGGUAAACGAAGUAUGCCUUAUCAUAAAUUGUCAUGCAAUACAAAGAAAUCAAAACCAGAAGCUCAUAUUUCUACUUGUCAUCGAACAUUUGGGAUUAUCAUUUAUGUAUUUAACUGCAACGUUGUACUUGCUGGUGAACUCACCAGUGAUACACCUCAAUCUGGUGAAAUGGCAGACUCAUGGUUACCCAAAACAAUAGUGUAUGACGAUUGUUGUCAUGUCGUCAAACAUAUCAUUGAUUAUUAUCCAAAUUUUUUUCGUCAAACACCAGCCUCAACAUUUCUCUACCAUUCAUCAUUUGCGAUUGAUGCUUAUCAUUAUCUUAAUCACACCGAUACGUGGUGCAAUUCGUUUUUCUCUCUAUUACAUCCCUAUGUGUUUAUUGUCAAAUCCCUAAAGAAUGCUAAAUCUAAGAAGAAGCCAGAAAAUACAGCAACGUUAAAAAAUCAGGAUAACGAUGAUAGUUAUCUUGACGGUGGUGAUGAUGUUGCAGCCGACGGUACCUCUGUAGAACAAACAGCUUGA
This is a messenger RNA of Didymodactylos carnosus, 945 nucleotides long. NCBI's taxonomy places the organism in Eukaryota, Metazoa, Rotifera, Eurotatoria, Philodinida, Philodinidae. The record is from the annotation of a GenBank genome assembly.